Alternaria ethzedia is the source of this 243-nucleotide messenger RNA. RefSeq lists its product as uncharacterized. The transcript has 2 exons. Bases 1 to 243 code for a protein of 80 amino acids. The record is from RefSeq and is a predicted model, not a curated record. Lineage: Eukaryota; Fungi; Ascomycota; Dothideomycetes; Pleosporales; Pleosporaceae.
AUGUCCGGCAUUCCCCCCUCCCCGCGCUUCUUCCAGCAGCCGCUGCGGUACAUGAAGUGGGCCUCUAUCAACAAGCCCGCAUACUUCUACUCCAUCAUGGUCGGAUGCGCUGGUCCCAUAAUGGUCGUUACCGUUCCCCCGAUUCGGAGAUAUAUGGGCGAGGAGCAGAUCCCCAAGAUCCCUAUGACAUACCCAGUACCAAAGGGACAACGGCCGAGACCGACGGGCUUCGAUGACGAGUAG